GGUUCAUCUCCACACAGCGUGGAUGGUUAGCAAAUUAUUUUCAUUUUUCUCUCUCAACUUUCUCGGAAACCAAACAACCCUUUUGUCAGACUCAGGACUCAUUUUUCUCUCUCAAAUUCUUUUUUUUUUUUUUUGAGAUUGUUCUGUUCUCUUCUCUUCUCAAACUGAAACUUCUCACUCAGUUCUUCUUCUUCUGCAACACAACACAAGAUCUUCUUCUUCUGCUUCAUUCACACGUUGAUCACAAACUUCAUCUGCUUAAUUACCUGACAGAGCAUUUGCUGUGGCUUCUGGAUCGGUCAACAUACUUGACUAGUUGCUUUUUCCAAGCUUCGCUUUUUCUCGGUUGCGUGUUUGUUUUGCUUUACUCAAAUGCUUUCACAACGUGAAAUGAAUUCAGAAUUGUGAUGUUGAAUUGUUGAGUGAGGCAUUUCAGCUCGUUUUCAAGUUCCUGUGUGUUCUUGCUGCUUUCUCAAGUCAAGAAUUAGAGGAAAUCGAAUUUUCGUGUUGUGGGCUUGUGGCUGGCAGAGCUAUUUAAGGGAAAAUGUCUGCAACAUCCAAGGUCCUGCCUGCUCUCCACCCUAUCAAAUCAUUGCCUCCCAAGUUCAAUAUUACUUCUGGUAAUCCGACUGCUGGUCUAAUGGAAAACCAUGGAGAUGCUAAGUUCAGAAGCAAUGACGUGAUCAGAUCAGGUAGUCCAGAAAAUGAUGCUUUGAUAGGGGAGGUUGCUGAGGAAGCUCAGAACUGUGCUGGUGACAUGGGUGUUUACGGUGAGGACUUGGCGUACAGCAGAAAAGGUGUGUCGUUAGAAGACAGGCCAUCAAUUGCUGAUGAAGACUUAGAAUCUGUUCCUCUGCCCUUCCCAUCAAUUUCAAUGUCCUCUAGGGAACGCAGGUGGAGUGAUACAACACCUUAUGCUUCAAAGAAGAAACUUCAGUCUUGGUUUCAACUUCCAAAUGGGAAUUGGGAGCUGGGGAAGAUAAUAACAACUUCUGGAAAUGAAUCCAUCAUUUCACUGUUUGACGGGAAGGUUUUGAAAGUGAAAGAAGAAAGUUUAGUACCAGCAAAUCCUGAUAUCCUUGAUGGAGUGGAUGACCUCAUGCAACUUAGUUAUUUAAAUGAGCCAUCAGUUUUAUUCAACCUGCAAUAUAGAUACAAUCAAAACAUGAUUUAUACAAAAGCAGGGCCUGUUUUGGUUGCUAUAAAUCCCUUUAAGAAAGUUCCUCUAUAUGGUAAUGAUUAUAUUGAAGCCUACAAGCGUAAAGCAAUUGAAAGCCCUCAUGUAUAUGCAAUAACAGACACGGCCAUCCGAGAAAUGAUACGAGAUGAAGUCAAUCAAUCUAUAAUUAUAAGUGGGGAGAGUGGAGCAGGGAAGACUGAGACAGCAAAAAUAGCAAUGCAGUACUUGGCUGCCCUUGGCGGUGGAAGUGGAAUAGAGUAUGAGAUUUUAAAGACUAAUCCAAUACUAGAAGCCUUUGGCAAUGCAAAAACAUUGAGAAAUGACAACUCAAGUCGUUUUGGAAAGCUCAUUGAGAUUCACUUCAGUGAAACUGGAAAAAUCUCCGGUGCUAAUAUUCAAACUUUUUUGCUUGAAAAGUCUAGAGUAGUCCAAUGCAAUGAAGGGGAAAGAUCAUAUCAUAUAUUUUAUCAGCUAUGUGCUGGUGCACCUCCAUCUCUCAGGGGGAAGCUAAACCUACAAAAUGCAGAAGACUAUAAUUAUCUGAGGCAGAGCAAUUGUUAUUCAAUUACUGGUGUUAAUGAUGCAGAAGAAUUUCGUACAGUCAUGGAAGCUCUUGAUGUUGUCCACAUUAGUAAAGAAGACCAGGAGAAUGUAUUUGCAAUGCUUGCUGCAGUAUUAUGGUUAGGAAACAUAUCAUUUACUGUGAUUGAUAAUGAAAAUCAUGUUCAAGCUGUAGAAGAUGAGGGUCUGUUCCAUGUAGCUAAAUUAAUUGGCUGUAGCAUUGAAGAUCUCAAGUUGACACUAUCAACUCGCAAAAUGAAAGUUGGUAAUGAUAAUAUUGUCCAAAAGUUGACGCUAUCACAGGCCAUUGAUGCAAGAGAUGCUUUGGCAAAGUCAAUAUAUGCAUGCCUGUUUGAUUGGUUGGUUGAACAGAUAAAUAAAUCACUUGCUGUUGGCAAAAGACGUACCGGCAGAUCAAUCAGUAUUCUAGAUAUCUACGGCUUUGAAUCUUUCAAUAGGAACAGUUUUGAACAGUUCUGCAUAAAUUAUGCAAAUGAGAGAUUACAGCAACACUUCAAUCGUCAUUUAUUCAAGUUAGAACAGGAGGAAUAUAUUCAAGAUGGCAUUGACUGGGCUAAAGUUGAAUUUGAAGACAACCAAGACUGCCUUAAUCUUUUUGAGAAGAGGCCACUGGGUUUAUUAUCCUUGUUAGAUGAAGAGUCCACUUUCCCAAAUGGCACAGAUCUAACACUUGCUAACAAGCUUAAACAGCAUUUGAAUUCUAAUUCGUGCUUCAAAGGAGAAAGAGACCAAGCCUUUACUGUACACCAUUAUGCUGGGCAGGUAACCUAUGAUACAACUGGAUUUCUGGAGAAAAACAGAGACCUAUUGCACGUGGAUUCCAUCCAACUUCUAUCCUCAUGCACGUGUCCUCUUCCUCAAAUAUUUGCAUCUCAUAUGCUCACUCAGUCUGAUAAGCCGGUAGUUGGUCCCUUACACAAGUCAGGUGGGGCAGAUUCCCAAAAGCUAAGUGUUGCAACAAAAUUCAAGGGUCAAUUGUUUCAACUGAUGCAACGACUGGAGAGUACUACUCCACAUUUUAUUCGCUGCAUUAAACCCAAUAAUCUCCAAUCACCUGAAUCAUAUGAGCAAGGGCUUGUAUUGCAACAGCUGAGAUGCUGUGGGGUCCUGGAAGUAGUUCGAAUAUCGAGAUCAGGCUUUCCAACAAGAAUGUCUCACCAAAAAUUUGCCAGAAGAUAUGGUUUUCUCCUUGAUAAUGUUGCAUCUCAGGAUCCACUUAGUGUUUCGGUUGCAAUUCUUCAUCAGUUUAAUAUUUUGUCGGAGAUGUAUCAAGUUGGCUACACAAAAUUAUUUUUCCGGACAGGGCAGAUUGGUGUGCUUGAAGAUACUAGAAAUCGUACCCUCCAUGGCAUUUUACGUGUCCAAAGUUGUUUCAGGGGUUUCCAAGCACGUCGUUCUCUCAAGGAUCUUCGGGGAGGAAUCACUACUUUGCAGUCAUUUAUUAGGGGAGACAAAACCAGAAAGGCAUAUUCAGCUUUACUUAAGAGGCAUAGAGCUGCUGUUAUUAUACAGAAGCAAAUCAAAGCAGUAUUUGCAAGAAACAGAAUGAGGACUAUUAGUGAUGCUGCAAUAGUCAUACAAGCAGUUAUUCGUGGUUGGUUGGUCAGAAGAUGCUCAGGAAAUAUUGGAUUUUUGAAAUCUGGAGACAUGAAGAUGAAAGAGUCUGAUGAGGUUCUGGUUAAGUCAUCUUUCCUGGCCGAAUUACAGUGCCGAGUACUUAAGGCUGAAGCUGCCCUUAGAGAGAAAGAAGAGGAAAAUGACAUCCUUCAUCAACGUCUCCAACAAUAUGAGAGCAGAUGGUCUGAGUAUGAACUAAAGAUGAAAUCCAUGGAAGAAGUGUGGCAGAAACAAAUGAGAUCCCUACAAUCUAGCCUCUCCAUUGCAAAGAAGAGCCUUGCUAUCGAUGACUCUGAAAGAAAUUCAGACACAUCUGUUAAUGCAAGUGAUGAGCGGGAUUACAGCUGGGAUGUGGGAGGCAAUCAUCGGCGCCAAGAAAGCAAUGGGGCAAGAUCAACGAGUGCUGGUCUAAGUGUUAUAAGUCGGCUGGCUGAAGAAUUCGAGCACAGGAGUCAAGUAUUUGGUGAUGAUGCCAAGUUCUUGGUUGAGGUAAAAUCUGGUCAGGUAGAAGCAAGUUUGAACCCAGAUCAAGAGCUUAGAAGGUUAAAACAGAUGUUUGAAGCUUGGAAAAAGGAUUAUGGGGCAAGACUGCGUGAAACAAAAGUUAUUAUAAAUAAACUUGGAAGCGAAGAUGGCGCACUUGAGAAAAUGAAGAAAAAGUGGUGGGGAAGAAGGAACAGUACAAGGAUAAAUUGAUUUUUUUUCAAAAUUUUUAAUUUAUCUUUUAUUUUUUUGAGUUCGGUUUUGGUCUAUGCACUGUUUCAAGAGCAUUGCCAACUAUAUAUAUCCGAAAGUGAGGAAAAUACAAUAGGAAAGGUAAAAAAAAAAAAGGAGUGGUAGGAAGAGUCCAAGGAUGAGUGAAUUUAGUGUAGUUUGGGUUAGUUGUUGCUAGCCACCUUUCUUUAAUUAGUAAUUUCUGCAUGAAUUGUUGAGUAAGAUGUAUACUACAAACCUUAGUGAUUCGUGUAUAUCGCUGAUGCCCAUGCCUUUUCUGGUAUGUGGAUUGCAUGUCAAAUUUGUUGUGGAGGCCCAAAAUGUAAUAUACAGUAAUCAGUUUGUUGGCCGUUGCAAAAAUCAUUGUAAAAUACUAAUAUUUAUAGAAAUUUAAAAAAUUUAUAUUCUUGUGAAUGUU
Messenger RNA from Glycine soja, 4511 nucleotides. Its product is annotated as myosin-1-like. Gene Ontology annotation, cellular component: myosin complex; actin cytoskeleton; vesicle. Gene Ontology annotation, molecular function: ATP binding; actin filament binding; microfilament motor activity. The coding region runs from base 545 to 4075 and encodes 1176 amino acids. Gene Ontology annotation, biological process: vesicle transport along actin filament; actin filament organization. The transcript has 24 exons. Lineage: Eukaryota; Viridiplantae; Streptophyta; Magnoliopsida; Fabales; Fabaceae. The record is from RefSeq and is a predicted model, not a curated record.